AUGACCCGUUUCUCCAACAUCGUAUUAUAUGCAAUAGAUCAAUUCAUUCUAAAACGUUCCAGUAAAUCGCCGCCUAAUCCACCAUGGGGAAACAACUAUCUUAAGCGCCUGAAAAGACGUAAACGGUCUGCUUUACGUAAAUACUCGAAAUAUAAAAGCCACCAGUGCAAACUCAACUAUAACUCAAUCAACGCUCGCUACAAGCGCUUGAACAAAAAACUGUACAUCGCUCAUCAACGAAAAGUGCAAGUAAAACUGCGCCACAAUCCCAAAGGAUUCUGGAACUACGUCAACCAACAACGAAAGGAAUCUGGUCUUCUCACUGUCAUGACCAAUGGGAAUAUCGAAUGUUCAUCGACAGAAGACAUCUGUAAUUUAUUUCAACAGCAAUUCUCGAAUUUGUUCACCGACGAUUCCCUGGAAUUACACCAAAUCAAUGAAGCCGCUAACAACGUCCCUGUUCGUCCCGCAGUUGGAAACCACCCAAUCGUCGAUGCAGACACAGUUGCUGAUAUUUGCUGUACCAAAAGAUAUCAAGUUGACUCUAUUUACACUGAGUUUUCGGCUGCCUUCGAUAAGAUCAAUCACAGGAUUACAAUUGCCAAUGAGCCAAUUAGUAGUAGUAAUCGUGCCGCCAAGCGUACGAUUUCCUCUUCCUCUUCGUCCUCCUCCUCGUCGGCAGGCUUCGACUCCUACUGUGUUUCGUUGGCUGUAGGACCGCUGUGGUGGUCCGAUGUCCCACAAAUCAGAACCGACCACGAUAGGGCGUCUCCCUUGAAAGAAUACAAUCGCAAGACAUCUAUCGAUUCGACAACCACCACUUCGUCUGAGUUUACCGAUUACGAUGACACCGAGUCGACCGUAGAAUUCAUGAACCAACAUGAAGCCGCCGUUAUCCAGGAAGUGCUGAACCAGCCCAUGCCGACCCAAAUCGCGCUCAAGCUGUUCGUCACGCCGCAAAAGCACAGCGUCUGGGAAACGAUCUUCAAUCCAUUGGACAACAUCCUUUACGUGAAUCUACCGUCGACUAUGUCGCAUGAGGCAUCGAAGCAUUCGUUCAUCUCAUUGUUGGAAUUCGCCGAGGAGAAACUCGAGUGCGACGGCGUAGUCCUGUGCAUCCGAAAGGACCGCCUCGAUCGUCCCAAUUUGGUGCGCACGUUCUCCUUUGUCGGUUUCCAACCGAUGAGCCCAAAGUCACCGUUGGCUCCGCCUCACAUUGAAGAACAACAGAAGAACGAAUAUCUCUUCAUGAUCUACAACAUCGAAGAGUAAAGCGUAAACUCAAACCAAGCAUGGUGGGUGUGUUUUUAUUAAAAUGAAGUCUUCGCCGAUUGUCGCCCUUUCGAACAAUAACAUCCAUUUCAUCAUCGAGGGAGCGUUCAAAAUAUCGAAUCGAACGAAGUAAGGAACCGUUACGCUGCUGAGCUUCGAUUGGUGGCAGGUCGUCGCAUCCCAAAUCAGUGCGCUUGGCGUGUCCGUUUUGAUCAAUUCGCAUUAGACCGGAGUACACGUAAAUACAUCAACAUUAACUAAACCCAUAAAGUUAAAGAAAACAGAAAACAUCUCUCUUUUCGAAAGAUUACAAUACCAGCAUAAACGUGAACUAACAUAUAAGCUAAUACAUUAGAGCUAACAUAAUCCUAAAUAUUUCCGAGGUCGAAUCUUGCGAUUUGUUAUUAUUUUAAGACAAAUGCUUCUAUCAUCAAAGAUAAACCAAACAAAACUACAAAAAAAAAUACAAAAGUAGAAAAACGACAAAAAAAACUAAAAAGUAGAAAAUCUUUUGAUAAAAAAUUUGCAUUUUUUACAAAAAAGACCCAAAAAAAUAAUACAAAAAUAUUAAGCUAGUAUCUAUAAGAAAAACAAAACAACAAGAAAUUGAAACUACAUACAUAAUUGAAUAAUAAACACAACAUUGAAAGUUCAUUUAGUUAGAGAAGCGGAAAACUUAAAAUGAAGAUCAUCAUGUGAAUGAUUCCUUUGCAAACGUGUUAGUUUUAUCUCAGAAGUUACACUUCACAAUAGGAUGAACAAUAGGAGACUAAACAAAUUUCAAGAAAGGAUAACAAAUCAUGCAAUACAAGAACGAGAUACGGAUUCCGCCGAAAAAGCGCAUAAUGCACUACACAACUACUUGUACUUAUUUUAUUUGCUGUCCACAUAACUACUAAUUUCAAACACAACACAAAUACGGGCUGUCCCGGGGGAGAAAGCACAUUAUGUAAUCCCUUUCCCCCCACAGCAUCCGAUAUGGUAUUGUAAUUGGACGCGGUGUUUAGUUCGACUUUUUCCUGCCGGCUUAACGUCGGAAAAGCUGAGAUGGUUUUCGUUUUGAGAACAAACAAUUCAACGAACAAAAUCAGAUCAUACUCUCCAUCAGAACGAACUUGAGAAAAGAAAUGUUUCACUUAAAACUUUGAUUGAUACUGUUUUUAACUUUAUGAGGGAACGAUUCAGAAGGAAAUAUUUUAUUUUCUGAUAUAAUUUUGUAUUACUACUACUAUAUCAAUUAUACAUUUUUAAGCAUAUAAUUUGUUAUUUUUAUUAAUGGAAUAUUCAAACCUACAUCUUAUGAUUAUAUUAUUUUAUUGCGCAUAGAUAACUCUUUGGGUUCCGUUGCAACCGAAGUAUUUAGCAGAGGUUUCAACAGCAACCAGAGAAAUAUUCACUAAUAACGUAGUAUAAUAAAAAUGAAUGUGCACACUUUACGUAUUUUUUUAAUUAUUACCUUUUAUCAAUGUUUAUCAAAAUUACUAGCAUGAAUUGAAAAUAAAUAAAUGAACUAUUUUAGGUUUCUUGAACAGGA
Molecule: messenger RNA, 2806 nt
Organism: Armigeres subalbatus
Lineage: Eukaryota; Metazoa; Arthropoda; Insecta; Diptera; Culicidae
Gene: Oda
Product: ornithine decarboxylase antizyme
Biological process (GO): positive regulation of protein catabolic process
Cellular component (GO): nucleus; cytoplasm
Molecular function (GO): ornithine decarboxylase inhibitor activity
Source: RefSeq, a predicted model, not a curated record